Populus nigra (black poplar) is the source of this 4219-nucleotide messenger RNA. Its product is annotated as leucine-rich repeat receptor-like serine/threonine-protein kinase At1g17230. The record is from RefSeq and is a predicted model, not a curated record. Gene Ontology annotation, molecular function: protein kinase activity; protein binding; ATP binding. Gene Ontology annotation, biological process: protein phosphorylation. NCBI's taxonomy places the organism in Eukaryota, Viridiplantae, Streptophyta, Magnoliopsida, Malpighiales, Salicaceae.
ACAGUCUUGAAGAAAAUCAUUACACGAGGAGAAAUGCUCGAAAACUCCAUAUUGGCAGGUCUAGCAACAAUGGUAGAAAAGAAAGGAUGUAUUGAUUGAUGAUCAAAGAAUUUCCACGUCUCAUCUCAAUCAUUUUUCACUCUUUAAAACUUCCAGGCAACCACAGGUCCCAUCAUUUCAUUCUAAGUUUCUAAUCAAUCAAGAAGCAUUAUUGAUGAUAGAAAGUUAAGCAAAAUUGGAAUUGGUGGAAUGAUCAUAAUCAUAAACUGAGAAGAAGAGCAGCAAGUUGUAGUAGAAGCACCUAGGCUGUAAAGUGUAGGCGUUGACUCCGGAAAAACCGAAAGAACUUUUACAUCGUGACUCUCAUGGCCUUUCUCCACUUUCUUGCCCAUAUCAAUCUUUCUCCUUUUCUGUUUAUUAUCUACCUCUCACGUUCUAUCCGUAAAGGUUGUAGGUAGGUCUCUGUCUUAGUCUCUCUUUCUAUUCCUUCUCUUUGCCUUAUUGAUUGCUUCACGGGCUUAUUUAUGUUCUGCGUUCUGUCAUUGCCUUAGACAUUAGUUUUCAGAGUCAAAACCAAAUACCUGUUCUUAGAAGUAAUUUUCAAGUUCGGUUUGUCCAAGUCCUUUAUUCAAAGUUCUCUCUCUGUGCUUUCUUUUUCUUUUUUCUGUCAGGAAUUGGGUGAGUGUAGAAUUGGAACCAGGGACAUGCGCUUUAAACUAAACAUUGCAGGCUCGAUUUUUUCUUUAUUGACUGAAUUCUAGUCAUUCUUGCCUCGGAAAGUUGCAAUGUUGGAGAGGACUUGUUUUUAACUCUGCUGUCUUGUGACUUCUUGCAUCACACUCUGAGUGCUCCACAACCGAGUGCUUCUUUUCCUAUUCAAUUUUGCAUCUUCAUUUUUCUUGAAUAUGAUGCCAAGCCAGUUGAAUUCUCCCAUUCCUUACAACCUCUUUUGCUUGGUCUUUUUGAUGCUUUAUUUCCAUUUUGUGUUCGUAAUAUCAUUAAAUCAAGAGGGUGCUUUUCUUUUGGAGUUUACGAAGUCAGUCAUUGAUCCUGAUAACAAUCUUCAAGGCUGGAAUUCUUUGGACUUGACUCCUUGCAACUGGAAGGGAGUAGGUUGUUCUACCAAUCUUAAGGUAACGUCUUUGAAUCUCCAUGGCCUUAAUUUGUCUGGUAGUCUGUCUACAACUGCAAGUAUAUGUCAUAAUCUCCCUGGUUUAGUCAUGUUGAAUAUGUCCUCCAACUUCUUUUCUGGUCCCAUUCCUCAGUAUCUUGAUGAGUGUCAUAAUCUAGAGAUUCUUGACCUUUGUACCAAUAGGUUUCGUGGGGAAUUUCCAACACAUCUGUGCACACUUAACACUCUUAGACUGCUUUAUUUCUGUGAGAAUUAUAUAUUCGGAGAAAUCUCUAGGGAGAUAGGAAAUUUGACUUUACUUGAAGAGCUUGUCAUCUAUAGCAAUAAUCUCACAGGUACAAUUCCUGUAUCAAUCCGUGAGUUAAAGCAUCUUAAGGUCAUCAGGGCAGGUUUAAACUAUUUCACAGGUCCAAUACCGCCCGAAAUUAGCGAAUGUGAGAGCUUAGAGAUACUCGGGUUGGCACAGAAUCGUUUCCAAGGUUCUCUUCCAAGGGAGCUUCAGAAACUUCAGAAUCUUACCAAUUUGAUCCUUUGGCAAAACUUUUUGUCUGGGGAGAUUCCUCCUGAGAUAGGAAAUAUCAGCAACCUAGAGGUGAUUGCAUUGCAUGAAAAUUCCUUUAGUGGGUUUCUUCCAAAAGAACUUGGCAAAUUAUCCCAGCUAAAAAAACUGUACAUAUAUACCAACCUGUUGAAUGGAACAAUUCCUCGGGAACUAGGAAAUUGCAGUAGUGCUCUUGAGAUAGAUCUUUCUGAGAAUAGGUUAAGUGGGACUGUUCCAAGAGAGUUGGGGUGGAUUCCUAAUCUCCGCUUGCUUCAUCUUUUUGAGAAUUUCCUUCAGGGAAGUAUUCCCAAGGAGCUUGGAGAGUUAACACAGCUGCAUAACUUUGACCUGUCCAUAAAUAUCCUGACAGGUUCAAUUCCUCUAGAAUUUCAAAACCUGACAUGUCUAGAGGAGUUGCAGCUUUUUGACAACCAUCUUGAGGGUCAUAUUCCUUAUCUCAUUGGGUAUAAUAGUAACCUCUCUGUCCUUGACUUAUCUGCCAACAAUCUAGUUGGUAGCAUACCUCCAUACCUUUGCAGGUACCAGGAUUUAAUAUUUUUGAGCCUUGGAUCAAAUAGGUUGUUUGGAAACAUUCCUUUUGGUCUGAAAACAUGCAAGUCUCUUAGGCAGCUAAUGCUUGGGGGUAACUUGCUUACGGGAAGUCUCCCUGUUGAAUUAUAUCAACUUCAGAAUCUUUCUUCUCUUGAGAUUCAUCAAAACCGAUUCUCCGGGUAUAUACCCCCCGGUAUAGGCAAGCUCGGGAAUUUGAAGAGGUUGCUCUUGUCAGAUAACUAUUUUUUUGGGCAAAUUCCUCCAGAGAUAGGAAACCUGACGCAGCUCGUUGCAUUCAACAUUUCUUCCAAUGGGCUCUCUGGAGGUAUUCCUCAUGACUUGGGAAAUUGCAUAAAACUUCAGAGGCUUGAUCUCAGUCGGAACCAAUUCACAGGCUCUCUCCCGGAGGAAAUUGGCUGGCUGGUGAACCUGGAACUCCUGAAGCUUUCAGACAACAGAAUUACUGGAGAAAUCCCAAGCACCUUAGGCAGUCUAGACAGACUUACUGAGUUGCAAAUGGGAGGAAAUCUUUUUUCUGGUGCCAUACCUGUUGAGCUUGGUCAACUUACCACUCUCCAGAUUGCUCUCAACAUUAGCCACAAUCGCCUUUCUGGUACAAUUCCCAAAGACUUGGGGAAACUGCAGAUGCUAGAAUCACUCUACUUGAACGACAAUCAACUCGUCGGUGAGAUUCCUGCGUCUAUUGGUGAGCUGCUGAGCCUUCUAGUCUGCAAUCUUUCUAACAAUAACCUGGAAGGAGCAGUGCCAAAUACUCCCGCAUUUCAAAAAAUGGACUCAACAAAUUUUGCAGGCAACAAUGGCUUGUGCAAAUCAGGUUCUUACCAUUGUCAUUCUAUGAUCCCAUCUCCUACUCCUAACAAAAACUGGAUCAAGGAGAGUUCAUCCAGAGCUAAAUUAGUGACCAUUAUUUCUGGAGCUAUCGGGUUAGUUUCUCUGUUUUUCAUAGUGGGAAUCUGUAGGGCUAUGAUGCGUCGCCAACCUGCUUUUGUUUCACUUGAAGACGCAACAAGGCCUGAUGUCGAAGACAACUAUUAUUUUCCUAAAGAAGGGUUCUCGUAUAAUGACCUUUUGGUGGCCACUGGAAAUUUUUCGGAAGAUGCAGUUAUAGGAAGGGGAGCCUGUGGCACAGUGUACAGGGCUGUUAUGGCUGAUGGGGAGGUAAUUGCCGUAAAAAAGCUGAAGUCUAGCGGUGCAGGAGCUAGUUCUGACAAUAGCUUCCGUGCUGAGAUAUUGACCCUCGGAAAGAUUAGACACCGUAAUAUUGUUAAGCUCUUUGGAUUCUGCUACCAUCAGGACUACAAUAUCCUUCUAUACGAAUACAUGCCAAAUGGGAGCCUCGGAGAGCAACUUCAUGGAAGUGUCCGAACAUGUUCACUGGACUGGAAUGCUAGAUAUAAAAUUGGUCUUGGAGCAGCUGAGGGUUUAUGCUAUCUACAUUAUGAUUGUAAGCCUAGAAUCAUCCACCGUGAUAUAAAGUCGAACAAUAUUUUGUUGGAUGAAUUACUUCAGGCUCAUGUAGGGGACUUCGGCUUGGCGAAGUUGAUUGAUUUUCCCCACUCCAAAUCCAUGUCUGCUGUUGCAGGUUCAUAUGGUUACAUUGCCCCAGAAUAUGCUUACACAUUGAAGGUGACUGAGAAAUGUGACAUCUAUAGCUUUGGAGUAGUUCUACUGGAACUAAUCACCGGGAAACCGCCUGUUCAAUGUCUAGAGCAAGGAGGGGACCUGGUUACUUGGGUUAGAAGAUCAAUUCAGGAUCCAGGGCCAACAUCUGAGAUAUUUGACAGCAGGUUAGACUUGAGUCAGAAAAGCACCAUAGAGGAGAUGUCUUUAGUUCUCAAGAUUGCAUUAUUCUGCACCAGCACAUCUCCACUUAAUAGGCCAACAAUGAGAGAGGUCAUUGCGAUGAUGAUUGAUGCUAGGGAGGCAGCAGCGAUCCCAUCAGAAUCUCCAACAGCAGAAUCCCCUUAGAUGAA